GUGGCGAACGCAUGUAACUACUGUCGGCACAUUGGUCCACAUUUUGACGUAAUAAAUAACGGACGCAACACGUGAAUAACGAGACUCGAGUCCCGUGAUAAAUGUCGCGGAGCAGCGUCCCGAGAAUUUGACGUUUUGCGUAUCAUUCGUCGGCCGAUGACAGGUCGCGGGCCACGUGCGCUUCUGUGAGGAUUCGCCCGCGCGGACUAAUCGGAGGAAAAAUAAUCGUACACGUCCUACGCUACGAUACGUGCGACAGCCUGACGGAAGGAUGCGUGCCGACACGUACGUCCUGCUGAUUUAUCUGACGCUCGCGAUUUUCGGUGCUGCCGAAAAAAACGAGAGCGCCUUCGUAGCGACCCACGAGUGGCAGACGGUGAAGAAGGGAACUCCUAUCCCUAAAGGACUUCAUGUAAGACAUAAUUUUGCAACUGGAGUAACAGAGGCUAAAUUAAUGGAUGAUGCGGAGGAAGUAAAAGAAGAUGAUGAAAAUGCGAACCGAUCAAAUUCUAAGUCACUGACAUUACAUCCUGAUAAGUCAGUGCUAGAAAAUGAAAAAGUGGAUCCUGUGAAAAUAAAGAAAGAUCCUGAAUCGUUAAAAUUUCCUAUUGAUGAAUUAAAAGCAAGAUUAAAAAAACUUAAACAAGAAGAAGCAGAAGAUGUUUCAAAUGAUGGAGAAACUCGGCAAAAAGAGAAGCAUUUCAAACGUUUCUAUGAAACCUUGAAAGAGGAACUUAAUGCUCUCAAACUUAAUGUCACAAGUGAUUCGGAAUUAUUAAAGAGGUUUUUCCAGAAAUUUCAAUCGUAUAAAAGUAGUAUCACUACAGGAACAUUAACCAGUAUAGAGAUUGAAGAAGUUCUGGAUAUUUUGAACAAUUUAGAAUAUCUCCUUCAUCAAAUUGAUAAUGCUAAAAUAUUCUCAGACAUGGAUGGACUAACUAAGAUCAUAUCACCAUGCCUCAAUGGAACCAAUAAUGAAAUAAAAUUGGAAGCAUUACGCCUUUUGGGAGCAGCUGCACAAUCAAACCCAAAAGUGCAAGCUAAGGCAUUGGAAAAUGAUUUUAUUCAAAAAUUACUACACGUUUUAUCUACAAAUAAUAAAAUUGAAGUAAAAUCCAGAUGUCUCUAUGCUCUAAGUGCCUUAAUACGCCAGUUCCCUGCUGCUCAGAAAGCUUGGAUUGAUCAUGGUGGUUUGCAACUAUUUGGGAAGAUUCUAGACGAUGAUCAAUUACAGAUACAAAUGAAAGCAAUAAAACUAAUUAGUGAUUUAAUAAUCGAAAGACAAAACUUACAAGAAAUUUAUGAUAUCGAACAACGUCAGCAAAAAAUGAGGGAGUAUGCCAUUACAGAUUUCGAGCAAAGAUUAUUGAGACACGAUUACUGUAAGUUACUAAGCAACUUAAUGAUCAAGUGCUUCAAAGAAAAGCUAACUAGCCAAUUCAGCAUAGAAAAUAAUGAUUUUCUCGAAGUAGUUUCAGACAGCAUGAUCACAAUAUCUCCUGUUUGUAGAACUGAAUUUAAGAAUAUUAAGCUUUCACUUUUACCUGUUAUAGAUAAUCUCUUAUACUUUUAUCAAAAUUUGAAUAAUCUUAAACUCACUAUGGAUGAAAUUGAUGUUUUAAAGAGUUUGAUAUUAAUGAUUGAAAGAUUAAAAGUUACUAUUUUUGAAGCACCUCAUGAUGAACUGUGAAUAUUUUUUAAUCAGCAUUUAAUUGAAAGAAUUAAAGACUACAAAUUGAAUUCAAAUCUUAUAGGAACAGAUGUAAGAGUGCAAUCAUGUAUGUACAAUAGUAAUCGUUUGUAACAGCAUAGAGCUUGCUUAAUUCACAUUUGUUUAGAGUAAAAAAAAUUGUAAAAAAGCGGAAAGAUUAAUCAUCAUUGUAAUAGUUUUGAAAAAGAAAAAGUUAUGUACGGAAAUACACGAUUAGCUAUAAUUUUUAUAGAUCUUAAGAAAAAUUUAUAAUCAUAAAAAAUAUUUUAUUAUUCUAAAUGUGACAUCAUAUUGUCUUCAUUAUAAUAAUUUAUCAUACUUGCAUGAUUGAUCAAUGGGAGUGUACAGAUUCUCGUCUCUUGCAUCUGAGGUAUAAAAUACUAGUCAUUACAUAUCAAUUAAAUUUUUUUAUCCAGUGUUUGAAUGUGUUAUAAUCGUUAGUGAUUUCUAUUGUUAUAAUCGAUUAUUAUUAUAUAGGCGAAUUUUCUUUUUAUUGGCCUAUUAAAUAGUUAAACACUCGAAUGUGUUAAGUAUACAGGAGACGGGAACUUGAUUUUAUCACUUAUAGAGCUCAAUCAAUAUUCCAUAUGUAUAAUUCACAUUUCUUCACAACUAAGAGAUGUUUAAAAUGACUGAAAUAUAUGUACAUAUUUAAUAUGUAAGGCUUCAGUUAUUUACUGUCAGCUAAUAAGUGCAAUUGUUUAUGCAAGUAUGUACAAUUGUUGUUUUGUUUUAGAAUAAUUAUUUAAUAAAUUAUUUUGUACCAAUAAAUA
Molecule: messenger RNA, 2484 nt
Organism: Nylanderia fulva
Lineage: Eukaryota; Metazoa; Arthropoda; Insecta; Hymenoptera; Formicidae
Gene: Sil1
Product: Sil1 nucleotide exchange factor
Cellular component (GO): endoplasmic reticulum
Molecular function (GO): adenyl-nucleotide exchange factor activity
Source: RefSeq, a predicted model, not a curated record